This is a messenger RNA of Periophthalmus magnuspinnatus, 2060 nucleotides long. It is a transcript of the gene abcg2d, whose product is annotated as ATP-binding cassette, sub-family G (WHITE), member 2d. Gene Ontology annotation, molecular function: ATP binding; ATP hydrolysis activity; ABC-type transporter activity. The transcript has 16 exons. Gene Ontology annotation, cellular component: plasma membrane. NCBI's taxonomy places the organism in Eukaryota, Metazoa, Chordata, Actinopteri, Gobiiformes, Gobiidae. Bases 54 to 2054 code for a protein of 666 amino acids. The record is from RefSeq and is a predicted model, not a curated record.
CGAGACCACUCAAGACCACCAGUUUGAUUUCACCCACGCUCCGGGCCUGAAAAAUGGAACGGGUCAGUCACAUAAAUAUCGCAAUGGUGGAAGACAGAGGCACCAACGGCACACGCAGCCGGCCCGAUGUGCAGACAGCCACAGAGCACGACCUGAAGCCUUGUGGUUCCACCGUGAGCUUCCACAGCCUCCAGUACAAGGUGCAAGUGAAGAGCGCCCCCUUGUGCAAGCGCAAGACAGCCAGCCGGCAAAUCCUACAUGAACUCAAUGGGGUGAUGAAACCAGGUCUGAAUGCCAUUCUUGGUCCUACUGGUAGUGGCAAGUCUUCAUUCUUGGAUAUUUUAGCAGCAAGGAAAGAUCCCGCUGGGCUCUCUGGGGAAGUUCUUAUUGAUGGAGCACCACAGCCUCCAAAUUUUAAGUGUCUCUCUGGAUAUGUAGUGCAGGAGGAUGUUGUUAUGGGGACCUUAACCGUGAAAGAAAAUCUGUGCUUUUCUGCAGCUCUCCGACUGCCCAUAUCUGUCCCACAAAGUGAGAAAGAGGCUCGGGUUAAUCACCUCAUCAAAGAUCUGGGUCUCACAAAAGUUGCAGAUACUAUGGUGGGCAGUCCAAUGUCCAGGGGGAUAUCAGGAGGUGAGAGGAAGAGAACAAGCAUCGGCAUGGAGCUGAUCAGUGACCCAUCAGUUCUUUUUUUGGAUGAACCAACCACUGGACUUGAUGCCAGCACAGCCAACUCUGUCCUUCUGAUGCUCAAGAGAAUGGCAAGUCAUGGAAGAACCAUCAUUAUGUCUAUUCAUCAGCCGCGCUACUCCAUCUACAGGCUGUUUGACACUCUCACUUUGUUGGUUAGCGGCAAAAUGGUGUACCACGGACCUGCGCCCAAUGCCCUGGACUAUUUUGCCAACAUUGGAUACCCAUGUGAGCCACACAAUAACCCAGCAGACUUCUUCUUGGAUGUCAUAAAUGGAGACUCUACAGCAACAACAAUGAUAAAACUGCAAGGGCCUGAAGAUUUGGACUUUGAAGAAUUGAGCGUGUCUAGGCAGAGUAUUGAGGAGCGCUUAGUGGAAGAAUACAGGAACAGCUGCUACUUCACUGACACACAGUGUGAACUUGAACGCAUUGUCCAGGACAAAAACUGCCAGUCGCGACCACUGUCUCACACCAUCACCUACAACAGCCCAUACCUCCACCAGCUGCACUGGGUGCUAAAGAGGACCUGGCAAAACCUCCUGUUAAACCCUCAGACAUCUGUGGCACAGCUGACUGUCAACAUUGUUCUGGCUUUAAUCGUGGGAGCCAUUUUCUACUCAGUCAAAGAUGACCAGAGUGGGAUCCAAAACAGGAUGGGUGCCCUUUUCUUCAUCACAACCAAUGAGUGUUUCAGCACAGUGACUGCAGCAGAGCUCUUCAUUACUGAAAGGAAAUUAUUUGUGCAUGAAUACAUUAGCGGAUACUACCAAGUGUCAGUCUACUUCCUGUCUAAGAUCUUUGCUGAUUUCAUUAUGCGCACCAUCACCUCUGUCAUCUUCAGCUGCAUUGUGUACUUCAUGAUUGGGUUCAAAUGCACAGUUGAAGCAUUCCUCAUCUUCACUCUGACAGUCACACUUGUGUCCUACACUGCCACUGCAUUGACUCUGGCCAUCGCUGCAGAUCAAAGCGUGGUGGCUCUGGCAAGCCUCCUCAUGACCAUAACAUUUGUUUUCAUGAUGAUUUUCUCAGGGCUCCUGGUAAACCUCCCAAGCAUCGUGGACUGGCUGUCAUGGCUCAAGUACUUCAGCAUUCCUCGCUACGGUCUUGCAGCCUUAGAGGUCAAUGAGUUUUUAGGUUUAAAAUUCUGUGAGGAAGAUUUAAUUGAAACCAUGGCAACCAUCAGAAUAAACAGCACAGUGAGCCUGAAUGGCCUGAUGUGUACAGGUGAGCAGUAUCUGGAUUACCUGGGCAUUGAAUACACUGCCUGGGGACUGUGGAAGAAUCAUCUGGCUCUGGCUAUAAUGAUGAUAAUAUUUCUCAUUAUCACCUAUUUAAAACUACGCUACAUGAAAAAGUUGACUUAAACUUCA